CACGCGUGCAGCCAUUUGGCAUUGCUUGCUUACCAUAUAGCCCUCUUCUAGUCACCAGAUCAGUUUCGGACACGUCUCGCGCGGAAAUGGCCGACCUCUUGAACACCACUAGCGUGGUCCUAAAGCACAUUCUGGAGACAAAGUCUUUGCCGGACGUGGACCUUAUCAAGGUCCUGAUCAGCCAGCUGCUGGGAUAUGCUAUCCUCGCAGGCGCCUGCAUUACCAAGCUACCGCAGAUCCUGGUCAUCCGCAACGCUGGCACCGCGGAGGGCCUCAGUCUCGAAAUGUUCGAGAUAGAAACCUACACGCUGCUGGUUUCCGCGCUGUACGGUUUCACGCAGCUGCUGCCGUUCAACACGUACGGCGAGUCCCUGAUCCUUGCCGUACAGAACGCCGUCAUCCUGGCCAUGGUGUACAGCUACAGCCGUACGCCCGUGAUGCGGCGCCUGGCGGUGACUGGCGCCUACGUGGCGCUGGUGGCGGGAGUCAUGGCGGGCCACAUCAACAAGCAGACCAUGAACAACUUCGCGGAGGCCAACACCGUGGUGGUGGUGCUGUCGCGGGUGCCCCAGAUCUUCAAGAACGUCGCGGCGGGCUCCACGGGCGCGCUGAGCAGCCUCACCACUUUCAUCAACGUGGUGGGCUGCAUCGUGCGUAUCUUCACCACGCAGCAGGCGGGCGGCGGUGCGGCCAUGAUGCGCGGCUACGUCGUCAGCCUGAUCAUCAACGCCACGCUGCUGAUCCAAAUCAUCCUGUACCGCAAGAACACGGCCAAGGUGCUGGCGGCGCAGAAGAGCAAAGCGGACAAGGAGAAGGGAGCCAAGGAGGCGAAGAAGAAGGAGUAAUGGGUUGUGUAUGUAUGGAACUGGUGGGGGGGAGGGCGUUUAGAAAGGUGGUGAUGGCGGUGGCGGCGCGGUUGGGCAUUGUGUUGGAUUACUGCGGCUGACGCAAGCUGUCAAUACGGUAUUAUGCUGAAUAGGAUCACGCACUAGGCAAAAUCACCCGGCCGGAGAUGUUAUGGAGGCGGAGAGGCGCUUUUUGCAUUGAGGUAUGGGACUAGGGUGAGGGCAGUGAUGAUGUGUUAGGUCGUGAGGAUGCAGUGAUUGAAUCCCAUGCCAUGAUGAGACGUGGGGUGUCGGGACACUGCAGACGAAAGAAUGGAAUAUUGUGCCGGCGCUCUUGCCAGUUCCGAGAGGCUGGCAGGCUGCAGGCAUGCAACGGCCGUGUUUUGGGCCCGGGUCAGAGGUCGACCGUGGAGGUCGCCCCACAGCUGUAACAUCACUCCAUU
Chlamydomonas reinhardtii is the source of this 1288-nucleotide messenger RNA. RefSeq lists its product as uncharacterized. The record is from RefSeq and is a predicted model, not a curated record. The transcript has 6 exons. NCBI's taxonomy places the organism in Eukaryota, Viridiplantae, Chlorophyta, Chlorophyceae, Chlamydomonadales, Chlamydomonadaceae. Bases 87 to 845 code for a protein of 252 amino acids.